GUAUAAUAUUUUUAUUUUUAAGCCUUAUAAUAUAAAUAAUAAAUGAAACCGUUUUCGUAAAUUCACAGUAUUGAUAAUUGAUACAAAGAAGCUUAUCAAAUUACAUUCGUUUCCGUUAAUGUCAAUCGAUAAAGUAUAUUUAUAGCUAUAAGUUAAAGUAUUUGAUAAGUUUUUGACCAGCAUUUUUCUUAGAAUCAACUAUCAAUGUUGUGAACGUCGUAUGGUACUUAUUCGUGUAGUCGUGAGGUUAACGUCAACCUACCUGUACCCAGUGCGGAAUAGUCGUUAUUUUGUAUUGUGUAUUAAACAUUUGUAAUGACAUCACUUUCAUAUUUUUUCAUAAAACCUGUGGUAGUUAAAAAUAAUGAAAAUGAAAAGACGGAAUCAAAUUCAAAUGAACAAGAAAUAGAGAAGGACGAAAUGCCUAGAAAAAAGAGUCCAGUAUUAGAAUUAUAGAAAAAAGUUAUGAAUAAAUCAUUAACUCAUUUGUGGUUAUGUUCGAAAACAAUAUAAUUCGUAACCGCAGAUUGGCACGAAUGGCAUACAUAAACAUUAUACGGUACAUAGGAAUUGCACCGAUAAAUCCAUUUUUACCAACUAUAGCCAAACAGCGAGGAAUUCCUGUACUCGUUAUCGGUAUACUCUUCACGUUUAUGCCUAUUUUCAAUAUAGUUGCAAGACCAAUAACUGGAUACAUUACCGACCGUUGGCGUUGUCGCAAACAAGUAUUUUUGGGUGCUUCACUGUUGAACGCGUUUUUCACUCCACUCAUACAUUUCACGCCCGACUUCAACGACAACGGACACGCCGAAGACUUGGAAAUCAUGACGCAUUGGAAAUUUUGGAUUUUUGUAGCCACCAUUACUGUGAGGAUGUUGCUUUGGAUGGUAGGAGACGUUCUCCAAGAUACGAUCUGUUUGGAAAUCUUGGGUGACGACAAAAAGAGUUACGGAAGACAACGGGUCUGGGGAGCGGUUGGCUGGGGAACUUCUACACUAUUGGUUGGUGCAUGCGUGGAUUGGUACAGCGUGGACAAAGAGCACAAAAAUUACUUGCCAGCGUAUUUGAUCGCCAUGGCGUUCCUAAUCUGUCAUUUUAUUGUUGCAUCUCAGCUAGACGUAAGUCCAAAAAAUACCUAUGAAGCACACGAAAAUGUAUACCGAUACUGUAGUCUUUAUGUACGUCCAUUAUAUAUAGAAAAAUUUAAAUAAUUUAUCAACACUGUAGUUAAUGUUUGGAACUAUAGCCACUAGGUAUACUGUAUACAAAAACUCACAAGUAAAAAAAAGUUAUUCAAU
This is a messenger RNA of Acyrthosiphon pisum (pea aphid), 1298 nucleotides long. RefSeq names its product raffinose permease. Bases 495 to 1211 code for a protein of 238 amino acids. Lineage: Eukaryota; Metazoa; Arthropoda; Insecta; Hemiptera; Aphididae. The record is from RefSeq and is a predicted model, not a curated record. Gene Ontology annotation, cellular component: membrane. The transcript is spliced from 4 exons.